Messenger RNA from Phoenix dactylifera (date palm), 967 nucleotides. The record is from RefSeq and is a predicted model, not a curated record. NCBI's taxonomy places the organism in Eukaryota, Viridiplantae, Streptophyta, Magnoliopsida, Arecales, Arecaceae.
AUGCCGGAGGAGUACUUUGUACUGAUAGCUGAAAUUUGUUGUUAUUCUCUAACUGGCCAGUUAGCAAGUACAUGCCACAAGGAACGAGUAAACCUCUGUGCCAAUGGAUUUUAUAUCACACCUGAUAUUGGCUUUGACUGGAAACUGGGAAAGGGAACCCCUUUCAACUACUUCACCUAUGGAGCUGCAUUUGCGGAAGUUGAAAUAGACACUCUGACUGGAGAUUUUCACACGAUAGCAGCAGACAUUGUUAUGGAUCUUGGAAAUUCUCUUAAUCCGGCCAUUGAUGUGGGACAGAUUGAAGGAGCCUUUGUUCAAGGUUUGGGUUGGAUUGCCUUGGAAGAGCUAAAAUGGGGAGAUGCUGAUCACAAGUGGAUUCGGCCUGGCAACCUAUACACUUGUGGACCUGGAAGUUAUAAGAUUCCUUCCACGAAUGAUAUUCCUCUGAAUUUCAAAGUUGCACUUUUACAGGGUGCGCCAAAUCCAAAGGCAAUUCACUCUUCAAAGGCUGUGGGUGAACCUCCGUUCUUUCUUGCUUCUGCAGUAUUAUUUGCCAUCAAAGAUGCAAUUAUAGCUGCUAGAGCAGAGGAAGGUUAUCAUGGCUGGUUUCCACUUGAUAACCCAGCAACGCCUGAGAGGAUCAGGAUGGCUUGCAUAGAUGAUUUCACCCGACCAUUUGCAAGUGAUGAUUAUCAUCCCAAGCUCAGUGUUUGAUGUCUAGUCUCUGCAAUGGACAUGCUUUCAUUAGUUAUCUGGUGUUUUUAUCCAUUCAGGCUUGUAAAGUCCUGCGUACGUCUUUUUGCAGGGUGUGGAUAAUAUUGUAAUAAAAACGCCGACUGCUGAUUAGAUUGUGUCUAAUAUGCAUCUUGUAAUUUGAAAGAUAAAAUUCAGAUAGAAGCCAUGUAUGUAUAAUGAUACCGUUGCUCAAAAUGAUGCCUUCUUUAGGAAUUAGACACCAUUCAUGCUA